This is a messenger RNA of Spodoptera litura, 1172 nucleotides long. Lineage: Eukaryota; Metazoa; Arthropoda; Insecta; Lepidoptera; Noctuidae. The record is from RefSeq and is a predicted model, not a curated record.
UGGUUUUUUAGUGUGUACGUGAUUUUUCGUAUUAAAGCCAACACGAUGACAGCACACAAACCAGCACUUUUUCUCCACACCAUAUUACUCCUAGCUACAAUCCAAAAAAUCUACACACUCGAAGACGGAUACCUCAGAUACGUUAAAGACGGCUGCUUUCUUAGAGGAGAAGCAUUAUCCUGUGUCAAAUACAAAGCAGUGAAAAUAGCAAAAAACGCAAUAUUUGGUGAAAAUUUGAGUAAAAACGAAACUAUCAAAGCUAAUAAUAUAGUCAGUCUUGUACCUUUAGACGAAGAAACGAUUGAAAAACUAGGAAUCAAAGAGAAUAAAGAGGCUAAAGUUGUAGCUAAUGAGCCGAGAGGAUUUUUGUCAGAAUGGGCGGAGCUUGCGAAGUAUGUUAUGAAGCUGGUUCAAGAAUUUUUCAAGGUCAAAGGACUGAAAGUCAAUUUGCCCGAAGGAGCCAGAACUGUAGAAGAAGUUGAUGAUACUCGAGGCAAAAAGAAGAAGCUAGCAGUAAUAGUACCACUGCUGACACUGUUUGCAGUCCUCAAGCUGAAGCUCCUGCUCAUACCAAUCCUCCUGUCAGUACUGCUGAUCAAGAAGCUGUUAUUGAUAGCCGCUCUGCUGCUACCCAGUGUACUAAGUACCUUGAAGGCUUGUAAGCACCACCACCCGAUGUCCUACUCCUAUUUCGGAAGCAGUGACUCAAGCGACUAUUCAGCAGAUUACAAUAAUAAUUACGCCUAUUCAGCCAGUGGGGGAUACGGCAAGGACUGGGCCUCAAACAGGGCCUAUAACAUGAUGAAACACAGGCCCACACCCUCCCCGACCUACAUCACUGCGCCUGGCGCAGUUGCUUAAACGCCAUAAGUAGUUAUAAGUGGUGGUUCGUAAUUAGUUUUAAAGUAAGUUUAUUUAUUGUCAUUAUUAUUUUAAAAUAUUUUAAUAACGCUUAUAUUAUGUUUAUUUAUUUUGGGAUUUUGUGUGGUUCUUCUUAUGUUAGGUAGUUUGAUAGGAUUUUCGUUUGUCAUGUAAAAAACAUCUUAAUUGUUAUAAUAAUUGUCGUCAUACAAAAAUACACAUAAAAGUACCUACACGAAAUUACUAGUAAAAUAACAAAAUUUUGUCUUGUCACAGUAAUAAAUAAGUUGAUAUCAAAAAUUAUAACUGAU